Messenger RNA from Stylonychia lemnae, 1797 nucleotides. NCBI's taxonomy places the organism in Eukaryota, Ciliophora, Spirotrichea, Sporadotrichida, Oxytrichidae. The record is from the annotation of a GenBank genome assembly.
AUGAGUACCAUUACUGAUGAAUGUUCAAUCACUAAAGGGCAGAAAUACCUAAAUCAAAGCAUGGCGAUUUCACGGAAAAAUUCUAUUACUAAGCAUAGACAGAAUAAGCAAGAAAGACUCUUAUCUCUGUAGACAAAUACAGACACUAACAUGAUUCUUUAUAAUAACAUCCAGCACUAGGUCAACUAAAUCGACUAAAUCUUUACAAGCGAUAGCUUUAAAAAGAAGAUUCUACCAAAGCCAUUCAAGAUUACUGAGAAGAAGCUUUAGGAAAUUGAGACUGAGAAGUUCUUGAACGGGAUUUAAAUGUUUAAACCUCCAGUGAAAGAGAGUUCUAAGUUUAUCAAGUUUUUUAGAAACCAAAACCCUUGUCAUGAUGUCAAUAACGAGAAACCAUCUUCAACAAGGCAUGGACAUUUUCUCGAUCAAGAGUCACUCUUCAAGAUGGGCCAAGUAACAAUAGGUGAUUUAAAGCAGACUUUGAUGUAAAAUAACAAAGAGAUACAAAAUAAAACUCCUCAUAAGUAUAAUUAAACUACUCAGAAUUUUUUCUAAAAGCGGUCUAAUUCACAUAUAUACAGAAAUAAUCAAUCUCUAUAAUAUCAUCAAACAAUUGAAAAGCAGAAGUAAAGCUUUUUAGAUUAGGUUUAACAGCAGUAAAAAUUUGAGGAUGAAAGAGUGAAAAAGUAAGAGGAUUUUGAGUAGUUCAAGAUUUUGCUUAAAUAGAUGUAGACAGUUGUAGAGUAGGUUGAGUCAGAGAAUAAUUUGAUUAAAUCUGAUUAAGUUGAGUUAAGAUCAGAUGAGGAAAGUGAGGCAAAGAUUGGAUAAGAUGAAACUAAUCGAACUAAUGCUAAGCAGUCAACUGAAAGAUGGCAAGAUAUAUUAAGGAGGACAGGUACUGAUUCCACCGAAAUACAGCAGAUAAAGAAAAUGAUUGAGUAGCCUUGGCAAAUUUACCUCAAGCAGAAGAUGAGAUAAUUGGUAAAAGUAGAGAGAAAAUUUGAUGAAAGUGAGCUAUAAAAGCAGGCAGAGGAGGAUUUCUUUCUUAAGAAAUUACUUAAAUUUAGAGCUAAAGAUGAUAUCUCUUUUCUUGAAUAGCCAGUUGAUCAGUGCAUGCAGGUUUAAUUCUUCAAGAAAGAUGAUUAAUUGAUGAAGUUUUACGGCUAAAAAUACAGAUUUGAAAUGAAAGAAAUUAGGCCUUUUGGUGGGCAUACAAUGAUCAAGGAGCUUAAUCCUGUUUAUAAUGAUGAAGUUUAUGUUACGGAGAUGAGGAAAUUCAUGAGUGAACAACAUAAAAUAUAAAAACAGCAGAAGCAAAGGUUCUUUGAAAUGCAAAAGGAUCUUAAUAAGACUAGUUUUAUGCAGCCACUUAAAACUCAAUGCAACUUUAGCUUUAAAAAUAGAAGUAAGUCCAUAAAUUCUGAGUACAUAAUGGGUUAGACAUCAAAAUUUAGUACAAAUCCAUUUUUUCACAAAAAUUAAAGUAUGAUGGAGAAAUAUAAUACCCAUAAUAGAGAGCAAUUAACAACUGAAGAUACCUCAGGGAAUAUAGACAAUAGUUCACUUAAACUGCUUAAUCUGGAUUCAGUCAACUCACAUAACAGAGACAUUAAUUCAACACAUUACAGAACAUUUUCAACUGAACUUACUCUUUAUCCAAACUCUAUGAAAGCUUAGAGUUCCCCUAAGACUAUACAGUUACUUGAGCAGGCAUAACUAAAUGAUAAAAUUACUGAGUAUCAGAAACUAAACAAAGUCCUCUAUAUCCAAAUUAGACAAGAGAUGAAACUUAAAUGA